CAGACUGUGGUGAAUGAGUUUUUGAUGGUGGAAAGUGGAGGGGCUCACAAACUAGAAGAAGAUAAAAACAGAAGAUGUCUGCUCGUGAUCAGAUGAGUAAGAUGUUAGACCAACUAAUGGGACAGAAUAGAGACGUAUAUACAAUACUACAGAUCAGACCUUUGAUUAAUUGUGUUAAUGAAAUGAUUCAUUCCUUGUGUUAUGAUCACUGUUAAUUGACGUGAGUUAUAGUGGCCGUGAGUUAACCAAAGCACGACAUUUUAGGUGGGAGGGACGAAUGGGUAGGGACAAGGCUAUAAAAACAUGUAUACAUUACAUUAUUAUUAUUAUACGUUAUUUAUGUUUCAAUGUGUGCUUAAACUUUUAUUAUCUCUACCGUACCUGAUUCUGUAGACCAUUUCCCUUCCUCUAGGAAACGAUAAAAAUAAAGAGAGACGCUUUUCUGAUUCUGACGUCUGUCGGCCAUUUUUAUUGGGCAUAUGUAUAAACGAGCUCUUUAUUAAUACUCGUGAAGAGAUGGGUGAUUGCAAUAAAAUACACUCAAUUGCAUUGAAGAAUGAGUACGAGAGAGCACAGCAAAGACGGGAUUAUCACUACGAGGAAGAAGUUUUGGAGUAUCUUCAGUCGUUUAUCAAAGAGAACGAGAGGAAGAUCGAAACCAACAAGAAAAGGAUCGAAAAUGUUGAGGAAGACACAGUCCAGCAAAAACUAGCUCAAGAGAUUCACGAGUGUGCUGUCCUUAUUGGCGAGAAGGUCACAAAGUCGGAGGCCCUAGGGAGCGAGGGCAACAUUGACGAGUCUCUACUUGUCCUCCAACAAGUCGAAGAGAUCAAAUUGAAAAAGAAGAAACUUGAGGACGAAUAUCACUCUCAUUUGCCUCGUCAUGCACAGCAGCAGCAGAAACUGAGAGCCUGUGAAGUUUGUGGGGCAUUUCUUAGUAUGUAUGAUAAUGAUAGAAGGUUGGCUGAUCAUUUUGGUGGGAAGCUUCACAUGGGGUUUGUUCAGAUAAGGGAGAAGAUGGAGUCCUUGGAAGAGAUCAUAGCAAAGAAGAAAGAACGGUUGGAGAAGGAAAGAGAAGAGAGGAAGAUGAGAAGGAGCAGGAGCCGUAGUAGAGAAAGACCAUUAAAAGAUACCGAGGAUGGUGAAAGAAACAGAGACAGGGAUAGAGACAGAGAGAGAAGCAGGGAUAGGGACAGAGAGAGAAGCAGAGACAGAGAUAGAGACAGAAGCAGGGACAGAGAUAGGAAUAGAAGCAGAGAUAGAGAUAGAGACAGGGAUAGAUCGCAGAGGAGAAGUUAUUCUAAUCAAGACAGACGCGAAAGAGAUAGAUACAAUGGGUCAAGAGGACGCAGUAGGAGCAGGAGUAGAGAAAGACGUUGAUAGAAAAUAUUUAAAAAUACACUAAAAUUUAAAUUAAGAUGCUCCUCCUUUUCACCUCCUCUUUUCUUUAUAAUGAACAAAAAAAUUAAAA
This is a messenger RNA of Amphimedon queenslandica, 1471 nucleotides long. RefSeq names its product putative RNA-binding protein Luc7-like 2. Gene Ontology annotation, molecular function: mRNA binding. NCBI's taxonomy places the organism in Eukaryota, Metazoa, Porifera, Demospongiae, Haplosclerida, Niphatidae. The record is from RefSeq and is a predicted model, not a curated record. Gene Ontology annotation, cellular component: U1 snRNP. The transcript is spliced from 8 exons. Gene Ontology annotation, biological process: mRNA splice site recognition. The coding region runs from base 517 to 1380 and encodes 287 amino acids.